Molecule: messenger RNA, 5576 nt
Organism: Doryrhamphus excisus (bluestripe pipefish)
Lineage: Eukaryota; Metazoa; Chordata; Actinopteri; Syngnathiformes; Syngnathidae
Gene: armc7
Product: armadillo repeat containing 7
Source: RefSeq, a predicted model, not a curated record
AUUGUGAAUAAUUAUGUGGUCUAUUUAUAUCACAGCGAGGAACAACUUGAUUGAUGUUGGAAAGUUUUAUAACGUUGGUUGUUACGGGAACUAUAAUGAGUGUACCCGCGGAAUCAUCGGACUCAUUUCAGCGACGGACCGAGUAGUUUUGUUGACAUUUCUUCACACGGUUUGACUGCUAACUGUUGCUACAUAGUAGUGCUUUAAACGACCGGAGAAAGUGCUUUCUGACAUGUGGAGGAAAGAAUCGGACCGCUUUGAGUUUUUACAAAAUCUCGUCACCGAAUUCCAGGAUACGGACAGCGAUGAGGCCAAGGAGCAGGUUCUGGCCAACCUAGCCAAUUUUGCAUACGACCCAAAGAACACAGACUAUCUGAAGCAGCUGCAGGUCGCAGACCUGUUCUUGGACAUGCUCACAGAGGAGAAUGACAACUUUGUGGAGUUUGGAAUGGGGGGGCUGUGCAACCUCAGCAUGGACCCGGAAUGUCGCGACAUCAUCCUGCAGAGCGACGGGAUCACGUUGGUGACAAACUGUUUAUCCAGUCAGAGGGAAGAGACCGUCCUGUCCGCCAUUACCACCCUCAUGAACCUGGCCACCCCGUCCUCACGCCAGGAGAUCAGCAACGCCGGCAUCGUGCAGUGCAUGCUGCGCUUCUCCCUCAGCGAGAGCCCCCGUCUGCGCAACCUGGCCGCCAUUUUCCUGCAGGACUGCUGCAGCCAGGAGCAGGUUUCCCGAGCCAAGCAGCAAACGGGACCGCAGACUGCAGUCGGAAUCCCGCUCCCCAAAGACUGAAGGUUAGCCUGUCGUGUUUCUGGUCAGUAUUCCCUGCAGAAACAACUCGCACGCUGUAUGGACAAGUGGAACAUAGUGAGUGUCCUACUUUUUGGGGGGGUUAUAUAUACACUGUAUGUAUUUGUAUUUAUUAACAUAUGCAAAUGACCUGAAAAUUUAAAUCAAGCUAGAAGUCAUCUGUCUGAAAAUCUCUUCCCUAGCAUUAGUUUCUUUAAUAGUAGCAGAGAGAAGCAGAUAAUCGAUAGCUGAAAACGCUCCGUUUCAAAAGGCGUGGUAAAACUGGCCCUUUGUGAUGUCACAGAGGAGCGGACCUCCUUAUAAGGACGUGGCUCUCUGCCCUCCCCCGAGCUCUGCUCCUCUGUUUACGUUGCUAGCAAUGGCUCAUAGGGGAAAGCCACGUUUGUUCCCAAUUCCUAAAGACAAGUGGUUGGAGUUCCUGAUUCCCUACCAGCAAAAGAAAUGCUAAUGCUAAAACUAAUUACUAUUGAGAGACAUCUUGAAGUAACCUCUUUUCUUGAGAAACUUGUCUGUCCAGUCACUUACUGGUGUAGGUGUAGAUUCUGAAAGAUCUAGAAAGCUUUCUGUGCUGGUUAUUGUUUGUAGCUGCUCUAUAGGAGUCUGAAAUUUCGAGGACAUGUGUGAAGUUAUGGUGUGGCGAGGUGUCACUACGCCAAUAACUUAGUUCUUGGGUGUAACAAUGUUAAUAAUGUAACCGUAGCUUGGCUAACAUGCAGGUUGUCUUCUACUUUUUUCGACUUUUCCCUUCAGGGGACGCCACAGCAAAUCAUGCCCUUCCUGACACAACCCUCUGUAUUUAUCCAGACUUGGGACUGGCACAUCAAGGCACUGGCUCGUACGCCAUUAGCAAUAGCAACAUUAGCAACAUGCAUGUCGCAUUAUGUAAAUGGAGCCUUUUUGUAGAAGGCUUUAUAGGCGGAAUAGGUAUGAGUCGUUGCUGGCCUCUUUGUAUGUUUAGAACAAAGAAAGUGACAUUUUCUUUUAACGAUGCAAAAAAAUAUGUAAUUAAAUAAAUUACUGUGCAAUUUUCACAGCCCUAGUCUGAAUAUUAACAAAGUAAACAUUUUGAAUUAACAAAACAGAACUAAGAAAUAUCAUCUUUAUUUUCAUAUCAUAGAAAAACAUAAAAGGAAACAUAAGACAUACACACAUAAGCAAAUAUCUUCCAUCACUGAAGAGCAAAUAAAACAUUGAGUUCAGUGUAAGGCAAUUUUAAGGCAUCUUAUUGUAAUGUUACAUUCAGUCAAAGCUACAUUUGAAAUGGCACAAACCGAAGGUCACUUUGAAAACUCCCUGUAUUGCAUUCAAGGUCACUCAGUUGGAAAUGUUUGGGUUGUCAUCCAGUUAAGCUUAAAAAAAAAAAAAAAAACAAGAGUGCAGGAUAUUGUAAAACAUUCUUGUCAGAACUAGAAAUAAAGAAAAAGCUCUGAAAUAGAGCUUAAAAUAAAUAAAUAAAAAAGAGGUUUUCAGGUAUCACAGGGCGAGCCGUGCACUCUGAAGCGAUACAUGCACGUGUACUCCACGUGGCCCCAGUUGGACAACACCUGGACCUCGAUGAUCUGGAAGGCUUUGUCGUUCUCCUCCUGCCGAGCGAGGACAGUUUAGGUGCGUCAAACGAGAACUCGAGGAAGUGGCGUUACAGGAAGUCUUAACUCACGGUGACAGAGUACGUCUGUAGAGCGUCUCCGUCCUCAUCGUACGUGUACGAGCCCAGCAGCGUCCCUCUUUCCUGACUCGCGUCAUCCAGACCCUAAAAAGGAGCAGAGGACUGAACGCAAAGCAAACUUCGCCCCCUCGGCCGAGCGGCUGUCAAACUUACGUAGACGCUGAAGUCUCUCGGGGCGCUACGCAGGGUCUUGCUGGGCGCCAAGGCUUUUGGGAUGUGCUCCAGGGAGAAGGCGGUGGGGAAGAUCCUCAUGGACAACCGGAUCACCAGGAAGCCCGUGGAGCCUUUGAAGGCCCAGCAGUUUCCCGGCUGGACGUCAGGCUGCGGGGGGGGACGUGCAAGCUGCUGUUGCGUUCACUUGUUGCAAGGACAAACGAGUAUAAAAAAGGAAGAAAGACCUGGAUGACGACGCGGGGAGACUGAGAGAAGUACCACAGAGGAAGUCCAAACAAACUGACCAGCGCCGCUCUGGUCUUGUAGGUCUCGGAGCAGCGAGUGCUGAGGAUGCUGCCCCCUGGAGGAAGAGUAGCAAUAUUAAAAACGUGCUAACCGACAUCGGUUGUCAUGUCGCGGGACGCCGUGUGACCUCCAGACUCCAGAGCGUAGUCGGCCAGGCCGGUCCGGUCGUGAGAGAAGAGGCGCAGCGCGUUCUUCACCAUCACGUUGACUUCCUGCAGCCAAACAAACCAGGCAGUGACGAAAAAACGGCAGGAAGUUGGGUUAGCAGCCGCCUUCCUCACCUCCCUGGUCACGGCCAACCCGCCGCCGUGCAUGGCAGCCUCCCUGACCUCCGUGACCUCGCCCUCGCUGCGGCGCUGAUCCAGAUGAAGGCUGAUGUUCCGGAGGAUGCUGCGCUCCAGCGAGGCCAAAGACGCCUGCAGGUCAGCACGGGUGGCGUAGCGCUCGGACAGCCAGCGGAGCAGCGACUCUGGCAGGACGCCGUGAGCUGUAGAGGCCCCGCCCCCAUUUGUCAGCUCUUUCCCAUAGAGCAGAACCCGGACCUCCUCGUGGACCUGUGCUGAAAUCUGGCAAGGGUGAGGUUAGCUUUUGUUUUCUAGGAGGUGAGAACUUGAACUCACGGUCUGCUGGACCAAAUCCAGUCGCCGGCAGCCAUCUUGACAUCCUGACAGAACUUCAACGUCCCGCCUGAUGUCCUCCAGGGCCGCCGCCAGACGGCCCACCUCUGCCAGCAAGGAGUCAUGGGAUUGACGGUCCACAGGGACGCUACAGGAAGUGAGGUGUGAAAAGGCAUAAAGAUGGAGGCGGGGUCACAAGCGUGAUGAAGAUGCUGAAGGUUACCCGACAGCAGCAGGAAGCGUUGAAGGUGACGCCAUUGCUUCUUGCCUCAACCUGACCUCCUGGAGAACAAAGAAGGAGUGGAAAGUUCUACAGAACAGUUAAGGAAGAAGGGAUUGCGUCUACCUCCGUCUUGGCCACAACGUUCUGCAGAUCCACCUCCAGAUGAUCCAGACGAGACGUUUGGCUCUGCUGCUGGACUAAAUCCUGGUGAAGGACAUUUAGAUCAGGAAAGGUGAAGAGCUGGAACUCCAAAGACCAGAAGCGAAGACCUGUUCCCUCUGCCGUCUGUCAUCAUCCAGUCUCCUCCUCAGCCGAGUCAGCUGCUGGUCCACCAGGCUGCGCCACCACAGAUGGCCGUUGUGGGCGGAGUCACGCUGCCGCAGGUCAAAGUACAUCUGCAGAAGCUCGCCCCGUCUUCGCUCCGCUCGCCGCCCACCAACCUCCACGCGUUCCCACAGCGACGCCAGACUGCGCUCCAGGCGGAGAAGGCGUUCAGACUCUGAUGCCGUCGCUUCCUGUCAGGUGAUCGAGGUCAUAUGAUCUUCAUCCUAGAAUGACGUGCACAAAGCAGGUAUGGCGUUCACCUCCUUCGAGUCCUCCACGGCGCCCUCUGAGGAAACCAGGCUGAAGACGGAGGACAGAACCGGGACCUCGGAGACUGAAGUCCUCCACUCGGGGUCGCUCAGAGGCGGUAGACCAGCGGGACCGAAGCAACACAAACCUGAGCGGUGAUGAAACGUUUCAACGUCUAACAUGUUGCGUUUUUCUAGCGUUUUGUUGUGUUGGAUAAAGAAUCCUUAGAGGAAGCGUCAGCAAGGUGAGCAGGAACUUACUGAGAAGCAGGAGGACCACGAAGACACCGACUGGAAACCUGGAGGAGAGGAAUCAAAAAGACACUUGCCAAGUCAGCAGAGGACAGUCACCCCAUCUUCUGCUGAUCCACCUGAACACACCGCCCGAUGUCCGACCUGAACACACAAACAUUUUGUCAAGAACAGGAGAGGAACUCAGCAGACAAGCUCUGUCCGACUACGCAAGCAGCAACAGCCUCGGCUUCAUGCGCAACACAAGAAAGGCCAAGACCAAGCAGGCCUCCCGGGAGACCAAGACGGCAAAACUAGGGGUCAGUCGCCAAGCACGACGGGACGGCGGUAACCUGCAGAGCGUCUGAGGCCGUGAGAAGAAGACAAGAUGGUCGUGGUCAGAGUCCAGGUGAGUGAGGCCAGCCGACGCAAACACCACACUGAGGACGUAAAAGAGGUGAGAAGUCCAUUUAACCUCAGCUAAGACUGAACGCUCCAAGACGGUUGGAGCUCCUGCACCUCAUCUCCUCACUUCUCCUCCUUUUGACUGAGGCCUCCUCUCCUAAUGACGGUAUAAAGACAUAUUUAACCUGUGAACACAGCCAUGUUCCACGUGAGCGCCAACAAGCAGCGGAGAGCCGAGGCCCGAGCGGACGAAGACGAGCCGACGUGGUGCGUCUCCGCUCGCUGCUUUUUCUUACAGCCGUCACCUGUAGGUGGCAGCAGUGAGCGAGGGCGGCUGACUGAUGGAGUCAGGUGGGGAAAGAGUAUGGAAAGGUGGGGGAGAAGCUCAGGGGACAAAAAAAAUAAAAAAGUCCUUUAUAUUUCCAUAUAUCUUUGGAUGGAGUCAGGAUCAGUUUUUCCUGUGGAUGUUAAACCCUGGGACUUUAAAUAUGCAAUAAUAUUCAUUCAUUCAUUUUCUACCACUUUUUCCUCACGAGGGUCGCGGGGGUGCUGGAGCCUAUCCCAGGUGUCUUCGGGCAAGAGGCGGGGUACA